Messenger RNA from Trichoplax adhaerens, 717 nucleotides. RefSeq lists its product as uncharacterized. The coding region runs from base 1 to 717 and encodes 238 amino acids. Lineage: Eukaryota; Metazoa; Placozoa; Uniplacotomia; Trichoplacea; Trichoplacidae. The record is from RefSeq and is a predicted model, not a curated record. The transcript is spliced from 4 exons.
AUGGCUACAACUUCAUCUCCAGUGGCAAUCAAUCCACCAAGUUAUCAAAUUAUUAUAACUACUCUUAAUAAUAGAAUGCCAGCAAAUCGCAUUAAAGUAUUUUCCUUCAUAGCCAUAGCUAUCGCCAUAAUUCAAAUUGCGGUGGCCGCGGUUGGAUUGUCUGAGCCUUGCCCAAUUGGUCUGUACGUCUUAAGCUUUGGUCAUUAUGGAAAUAGUUUCUGGGUAGCAGGACCAAUAUUACUCUAUGCUUUGGCUAUUGGCUGCAGUGUGGAUCGGAACAACCUUACGAAAAAUAGGAUAGCUAAUAUGAAGAUAGGCGCGUUUCUAUGCGUGCUUUGCAUCAUUGGAGGAUUUGUAGUAUUAGGUCUGACUAUACGCGCGCUUUCAAUUCUGUCGGUUUACUCUGACCACUUCCAUUUCGAUUGCGGCACUCAUAAAGUUUCUGUAAAUGAAAUAUAUACUCCUGCUGUUUUAACAACAACCGUCCACUUUGGAAUCUACAUAUUUUAUUUUUCGUUUUGUGUGUGGAUUAUGAGACUGAAUAACGAUUUCUAUCCAAAUAUGUUCGCUGCACGAUCUAGUGGUCGUAAUACUUUUGUGGUUCAACCACCAGCAGAAGAAAUUCCUUCAUACGAGCAAUGUAUUGCAAAAAGUAAAAUACUGACGAAAGAUGGUAAAUUAGCUGCAAUAAAUGUGCCUCAGACAGCUCAAGCAUAG